Messenger RNA from Prunus dulcis (almond), 1095 nucleotides. Its product is annotated as dehydration-responsive element-binding protein 1E-like. The record is from RefSeq and is a predicted model, not a curated record. Gene Ontology annotation, molecular function: DNA binding; DNA-binding transcription factor activity. The transcript has a single exon. Gene Ontology annotation, biological process: regulation of DNA-templated transcription. Bases 44 to 736 code for a protein of 230 amino acids. Lineage: Eukaryota; Viridiplantae; Streptophyta; Magnoliopsida; Rosales; Rosaceae.
ACUUGUCAGAAACACCGCUCAAAAUAUACAGAUCACUCUAUUAAUGGCCAUGUUCUCCGCUCAGCUUUCUGACUCCCCCGACCAGCCCGAGUCGAGUUCUUUCUCCGACGCCAGCGUCACCACCCUGCCGGCUUCUUCCUCCGACGAAAACGUCAUAUUGGCGUCGAGCCGGCCGAAGAAGCGCGCUGGGAGGAGGGUUUUCAAGGAGACGAGGCACCCGGUUUACAGGGGCGUGAGGAGAAGGAACAACAACAAGUGGGUAUGUGAGUUGAGAGAACCCAACAAGAAGAAGUCAAGGAUUUGGCUUGGAACGUAUCCGACGGCUGAGAUGGCUGCUCGUGCCCAUGACGUGGCGGCAUUGGCGUUCAGAGGGAAGCUUGCCUGCAUAAACUUUGCUGACUCCGCAUGGCGCCUGCCCUUGCCGGCUUCCAUGGACACCAUGGAUAUCCGAAGGGCAGCCGCUGAGGCCGCCGAAGGGUUCAGGCCAGCGGAGUUCGGUGGAUUAUCCAGCUGCAGCAGUGAUGAGAAGGAGAAGAAUUUUAGCGUGGAUAUGGAAAAAAGCAGCAGCUUGUGCUUGUUUUAUUUUGAUGAGGAGGAAAUGUUUGAUAUGCCAAGGUUGAUUGACAACAUGGCUCAAGGGCUUCUUCUUUCUCCACCUCAAUGCUCAGCUGGCUACUUGAAUUGGGAUGACAUGGAAACUGAAGCUGAUGCCAAAUUAUGGAGUUUCUCUAUCUGAUUGAUGUUUUUUUAGUCAAUCUGUAUUCAUUUGUGUGUUUUUCAUUGGAUUUAUUUGUUCAUGUGUGAGUUGCUGAUAAAGAUUGUAGGUGUUUUUUUUUCCUUGUUACAAUCUUUAGAGUUUUGGUGUGUAUUUUGUUCGAUUCAUAUGUAUUUAUUUGUUCAUGCGUGACUCGAAGAUAAAGAUUUUUAUUAAGUGGAUAAUAUUUGUAAAUUAAAGCAUGUUACUGUUGCUCUAAUAGAUAUUUAGUUGUGUUAUAGAUAUUUAGUUUUUUUUUUUUGGUUCGAAAGAUAUUUAGGAUGUACAAAGUCUCCUCAGAGCCAAGAAAUAAAAAAAAGAGAUGUACAAAAGUUUUCUUA